Mesitornis unicolor (brown roatelo) is the source of this 764-nucleotide messenger RNA. RefSeq names its product ALX homeobox 4 (gene ALX4). Gene Ontology annotation, biological process: regulation of transcription by RNA polymerase II. The annotation marks the transcript as partial. The record is from RefSeq and is a predicted model, not a curated record. Lineage: Eukaryota; Metazoa; Chordata; Aves; Mesitornithiformes; Mesitornithidae. Gene Ontology annotation, molecular function: RNA polymerase II transcription regulatory region sequence-specific DNA binding; DNA-binding transcription activator activity, RNA polymerase II-specific. The transcript has 3 exons.
GUAAAGACAGCAGUUUGGGAGAGGCUGAGUUGCAGCCAAGCUCCGACCCAUCGGGGAUGGACAGCAGCUACCUCAGCGUGAAGGAGGCUGGAGUAAAAGUGCCCCAGGACAGGGCCAGCACGGACCUCCCCAGCCCCAUGGACAAGGCUGACUCAGAGAGCAACAAAGGCAAAAAACGGAGGAACCGCACCACCUUCACUAGUUACCAGCUGGAGGAGCUGGAGAAGGUCUUCCAGAAGACCCACUACCCAGAUGUCUAUGCCAGGGAGCAGCUAGCCAUGAGGACAGACCUCACCGAGGCUCGUGUACAGGUGUGGUUUCAGAACCGGCGAGCAAAAUGGCGCAAGCGCGAGCGAUUUGGCCAGAUGCAGCAGGUCCGGACCCACUUCUCCACCGCCUACGAGCUGCCCCUGCUCACCCGUGCUGAGAACUACGCCCAGAUCCAGAACCCCUCUUGGAUCGGCAACAACGGAGCCGCCUCUCCUGUGCCCGCCUGCGUCGUCCCCUGCGAGACGGUGCCCUCCUGCAUGUCCCCCCAUGCUCACCCCCACGCGGCCAGCGGUGUCUCUGAGUUCCUCGGUGUCUCAGGCCCUGGCAGCCACGUGGGACAGACUCACAUGGGUGGCCUCUUCGGCACGGCCGGGAUGAGCCCCGGCCUCAAUGGCUAUGAGCUGAACAGCGAGCCGGACCGCAAGACCUCCAGCAUCGCUGCCCUGAGGAUGAAAGCAAAGGAGCACAGCGCCGCUAUCUCCUGGGCGACAUGA